Messenger RNA from Durio zibethinus, 1084 nucleotides. NCBI's taxonomy places the organism in Eukaryota, Viridiplantae, Streptophyta, Magnoliopsida, Malvales, Malvaceae. The record is from RefSeq and is a predicted model, not a curated record.
GGUAUAAAGAAAAUCAAACAAAAGUGAGAAAGAAAAGUGUAAAAUUUAUACCCUCUUUCUUAUCCAAAAUUCUUGAUCUAUGAGCGUGCUUAAGGUGGAGUUUAGAGGGCCCAUGGCUAAUUAAUUUUACCCAGCAUAUUUUUCUUUUUCAGUGAAGUAGUGAACCUCCUUCAACACAGUUAGGAGGUACUGCUUAAUAAAGAAAAAAAAAUCAUACAUACAACUUUCCUUCCCAGAAGCUUACAAAAAUCCAAUUACUACAUUAUCAUGAAUUUUCACUCUCUUCCACUCACUCAAAUUCUCAACAGCCACCUCACAAUUUCCUUUAAAAAUGCUACUUCUGGUUCUAGAGUCAGGCACCAACUCCUUGAAUAUCUCCACUUACUAGCAAGCAGCUGCUGCAAUGGCUUCCAAGAAAAUCUGUGCCCACCUUAUACUUUUCUCUCUUGUUUUCCACUCAACAUUCACCAGCUCUUGCAAUUCAUGCAAACCAAAGCCAAAACCAACUCCUCCUCCAGCUGCAUGCCCUCCACCGGCAAAGCCUGCUUCUUGCCCAAAGGACACAUUGAAGCUAGGUGUCUGUGCUGACCUCCUUGGACUUGUAAACAUAGUGGUGGGAACACCUCCCUCAAGCAAAUGCUGUGCUUUGCUCGCAGGCUUGGCUGAUUUGGAGGCUGCCCUUUGCCUUUGCACUGCCAUUAAAGCCAACGUACUUGGAAUCAACCUCAACGUUCCCGUUACUCUUAGCUUACUCCUUAGUGCAUGCCAGAAAGAGCUUCCUCCAGGGUUCAAAUGUUAAUAUUUAUAAGAAGCAGAAUCAGUACUUCUUGGCUAAGUUUGCUAUAGUUUAAUUAAUUUGUCCUAAAUAACUUUGUCAUGGUGCUGCAAAUUGCUAUGUCUUUUGUUUUUAUGUUGCUUUUAAUUAGUGGGUUUGGAAGUUGGAAUAGGAUUUCCUUUGGCUAUAUGAUUUUUAUUACAUUUUUAGGAUGUCCGGUAUUAUGCGAUAUUUGUUCAAGUUAAAUAAUUGGGUAUAGUGGGUUAACAUUUACCUCUGCGUAAUGUAAUGUUUGUGUUGAGAAAUGAA